This is a messenger RNA of Volvox carteri f. nagariensis, 2241 nucleotides long. It is a transcript of the gene prpL3, whose product is annotated as plastid/chloroplast ribosomal protein L3. Gene Ontology annotation, biological process: translation. Bases 104 to 883 code for a protein of 259 amino acids. Gene Ontology annotation, cellular component: ribosome. NCBI's taxonomy places the organism in Eukaryota, Viridiplantae, Chlorophyta, Chlorophyceae, Chlamydomonadales, Volvocaceae. The transcript has 4 exons. The record is from RefSeq and is a predicted model, not a curated record. Gene Ontology annotation, molecular function: structural constituent of ribosome.
CGUCCUGCUUGUGUAUUCCAUUUAGGGUGUUGCAACAGAGCACAUCCGGGGUUGCAGUGUGGAUAAACAGCCGUUCUGUCCUGUUCUCCACAAAGUAGCAGCCAUGGCCCUACAGCAGACUCGGGCCUUUGCGGGCCGCACAUCGCUAAAGUCAGCUGCGAUGCCUGUUCGCGUCAGCAAGUUCAGCCGCGCGCGCACAGUUCUGGUGGAGGCGAGGCAGUUCAGGAAGUCACUGGGCGUGUUGGGCACCAAGGCUGGCAUGAUGUCCUACUUCACAGAGAAUGGCCUGUGUGUGCCUGCAACUGUUAUUGCGCUGGAGGAGGGCAAUGUGGUGACCCAGGUGAAGACCGAGGACACUGACGGCUACAAUGCCGUGCAAGUUGGAUACAAGGCUGUGGCCGAGAGGAAGGUUACAAAGCCUGAGCUUGGCCACUUGAAGAAGGCAGGCGUACAACCUAUGCGCCACCUGGUAGAGUUUAAGCUCAAGGAUCGCGCCACCGUCGAGUCCUACCAGCCUGGCCAGGAGCUGGACGUCUCUUCCCUGCUGAAAGAAGGGGAGGCCGUGGAUAUUGCCGGCGUCACCGUAGGCAAGGGUUUCCAAGGUACCAUCAAGCGGUGGCACCACAAGCGCGGUGCCAUGACCCACGGUUCCAAGUCCCACCGUGAGCAUGGCUCCAUCGGCUCUGCCACCACGCCUUCUCGCGUCUUCCCGGGCCUGAAGAUGGCUGGCCAGAUGGGCAACGUCCGCGCCACCGUCAAGAACCAGACGUUGCUCAAGGUCGACUCGGAGCGCCGCGCGCUGAUCGUCAAGGGCUCGGUUCCCGGCAAGGUUGGCAACGUGGUGGAGAUCACCCCCGCCAAGUUGGUCGGUGUUAACUGGUAAUUGGUAAACCACCGCCGACCUCUUACCACUGCUGCCUCCCAUCUACACAGCGUCCUACACUGAACGGUGCCCCUACACUGCCGUCAGUCGCGACGACUCCGGGUUUCCCGAGUGUGAGGUCAACGUCUACCCGUGUGGAAUUUGGGCUGACAACUGCGGCCCAAGGUACCCUCCACUGCAUAUCCUGUUGCUGAAGCGUAAAUUAUAUCGCCUGAGGGAUUGUUUUUGCGAGGGGGGGAUACAUGCAUAUGCCCGCGAAACGGCGCUUGUGAGACCCUGUGUGGCAACUGCUUGAGAAAUGUGGCAAGUGUGGUGAAUUCAAGCCUUUUGCUUGGAGCCUGCGGAUGGAUCCCGGAUCCCGGGUGCAGUACAGUGCCUCGAGCUCGAUGGUGCCGCAGGUGUUUUGAUGUUUUACACUCUUUGCAAGAUGUGUAACGAGGCGGGGCGGGGCGCGGGGGUAGGGGCGCUGAACGUUGCGAUCAGGCGGCAUGCUGUUAUAGCUGCCGGCGGCGGCGGUCUCUUGCCCUAGGUCUGCCAACCAGUAGAUCCCGGGGUGGUGCGCAUAGCUGUUGUAAAGUUUUGUAGAACCAGUGGUCGUUGUUUCUGUCCCAGCGACGGUGUGGGUGGUGGACUCUGGCGCUCAGGGUGCAGGACCGUUUUUAGGGCUGUGGGGUGUGUACGCGUCCACAUCCCCUUGAAGAAUGGAUAAGAGGGGGGCGUGCACUCGCUGACACGCUUCUUGCGUUCUUACCAGCUUCGGGGUGUGCGGGUUUCCAUCACGAAGGCUAUAGGUUUUGUCCCCCGUGGGGGCGAAGCACCUCCCACAGCAUUGGCCAUCAAGUCGCACAGUGGUGUAAUGACGCUUAACAGCGUUCCCUUUCCCGCCAUCUGUUCCUCAUCCCCAUCCCGUCUGCACAGUAAGUGCCCUAAAAUCCGCUGUUUGGGUCCAAUUUUGAACGUUUUGUCGGAUCCGAGGAAGGUCACUGAAGCAGAGCGCGUCCCUCUGUUGUGUGGAGCCACUGCCCGUCUGAGUCGCAGUCUCUGGGGGAAGGAAGGGAGGGAGUUCAGGAAACUGGGAGGCAGGAAAGUCGGUGAGAGGGAUGUUGCUAGGGGCGAUGUGGCCCCUUGUCAAUGUGCUUCUGCCGAGGAGAGGCGCGCUGCAUGUGUCCAUGGUGCCGGCAACCUGCAAACGGUGCCUUUUGACAAGGUCUUGAAGGUAAUAAAUCCUUUUUGGAUGGGCGGUCCAGGAGUCGUGGUGAUUAAGGGGCCCUUUUCCGGGGGACGCUUUUCCAUCGAGGCUGCGUUGUUGCGUCUGGCGGCAGCGUGUUGCUGGUCUAUGUAACAAGAAGGUGUUCAUU